AUGAGUGUGGUUGACCCAGCCUGUGUGAAAGCCAUAAACAAUCUACUGGCAUCCAAAUUGCCAGUGAACCAAAUGGUGGACCAGGUUGUCCACACUCUCAAAAAGCAAGGUUUGGCCUACCACUCUGUGGUCACACCAAGCCAAGUUUUGUGCCACCCCCACAACAGGGCCAACCAAAUGCUUUCAUGGUUGGACAUGUGGGACAAAGGCCAGAAGAUGAUGGCCAUUGGUAUGAAAAGGCAAUUCCUUGGAGAAUCCAUGGCCAUAGAGAUCCCACCAGACCCUGCCAAGAGGUUUGAGCAGCUGAUGGCCAAUGAGAACCUCAUCAAGGAGGCCAAUGGUGCCAUGGCACCCAUGACAGGUUCUGAGCGUUUCCUCAGCUUGUCCACCAGCCACACCACAGCUUUUCUGAGGGCCAUCAACCAUGGUUGCCUGCCAGAUGAGCAGCCUCCCAUGGAAGUGCGCAAAGAUGAUCCAUGCUGGGACCUCAUCCAGAAUGGGUGGUCAUGGCUCAUUUUGAGCCAUUUGGUGGAAGGCCAAUGGCCCAUGCUACCCACCCUGUUGCAAGGGGCCAUGAACUCUGCCAACUCCAUCUCCAAGGCGCCAAAUGAAUUAGAGCUUGCUGCCCAGCUUGGCCACCUGUUCAGCCUCAAUGUACCACUUCAUGAAGCCAAGGAGAAAGUCCAAGCUGCCAAUACUUGCCAGCCUGAAGUUUUGACCUACCUCAGUCAUUUUGUGAAAACAUUUUCAGGUAGGAAUUUCAACAUCCAGCUCCAAGUUGGCCAAGAUGUUUUGGAAGCAAUGUGCUACACCAACUUCAAGGUCACUGGUGAAAUCUUUCCCAUGCUUCGAGUGGCCAUGUGGUGCACCAUGUUGGGGACAAACAAGCACCAGGACAACAUCCAAAGGAUUCUCACCAAAGCCGAUCUGGACAAGCUGAAGACUGCCAAUGCCAAAGAGAAGGUCAUCACAGCAGAACACCAGCUCCAAGGUGCUUGGCCCAUUGUUGCCAAGAGUACUGUGGAGGACCAGACCCACAGCUAUAAAUGCUUUGGCAGACUGUGCACCAGGACCACCCUGUUUUUUGGUUGGCAAACAAAAGCACAGCAGGGAAUCCAAGUCCUAUGA
Messenger RNA from Durusdinium trenchii, 1128 nucleotides. NCBI's taxonomy places the organism in Eukaryota, Dinophyceae, Suessiales, Symbiodiniaceae. The record is from the annotation of a GenBank genome assembly.